UGUAAACAAAUGAAAGACCAGCAAGUGUCUGUUAAUUUCUAGGGUUUUGGUUCUAAAAAUACAAGAAAUUUGAUCUAUAAGAGAAGACAAUUAAUUGAUUAAGGAAAUGGAAGAGUUAACGAAACCAGUUAAUGAAGACAUUUUACAACCCAAUAUAACUACAGAUAACAUAGAGUUGAUUGGUAUUAAUAAUUUAAAAGGUUUAAUUAAUAAGCCUGUUAACGAAGGUGUUCCUAUGUUUACCAAUGAUAAUGAUGAAUUGAAUGAGAUCAGAGACUAUGAUGAUGAUGAUGAUGAUGAUGAUGAACUCGGUUUUGAUUUUGAGGAAGAAGAAGAAGAUUCUAUAAUCAGUGAACCAGUGUAUCCUAUAACAGAAGAAGAAAAAAUCACCUGGCACGAACAAAUACGAAUGAUUCAUCUGAGAAGUCAUAUUAAUGAACUGGAUGAGAAAGUCAAAAGUUGUACGUAUGAAACAGAAAAAACUAGAGAAGAAUUAAAACAAUGUAGAAAUCAGAUUAAUUUAAUAGAAAGAAAACGAGAUGAAACAUUUAUUCAGAUUGAAACAGCAGAAACAGAUGAUAAUAUAGCUGCUGUAUAUCGUUUAAAAUCAGCCCAUGAUAAAUUAGUAAAAGAAUUAGAAUCAGAAGAAGAACUGGAAGAGAAAAUAGCAGCUAGACUGGAAGAAACAGAAUAUGAGUUAUGGAAAGCGGAAGUAGAAAAAGGAAAGUUUUUAUUGGCUGAAAAUGAAUUGAAAUAUAAAGAACAGCUGUUAGUUCGAGAGAAAACCAACCACGCUUUAAAUAGACUGACUAAAGAGGAGAAAUUAGCCAAAAUAAC
Lottia gigantea (owl limpet) is the source of this 837-nucleotide messenger RNA. RefSeq lists its product as hypothetical. The transcript is spliced from 6 exons. NCBI's taxonomy places the organism in Eukaryota, Metazoa, Mollusca, Gastropoda, Lottiidae. The record is from RefSeq and is a predicted model, not a curated record. The annotation marks the transcript as partial.